UCUGACAACGAGUUAAGCAAAAGCUUUUUUGCUGAUAAUUUUGAACAGUUGUUACACAUCGGGAGCGGAGGUUUCGGUGAUGUAUAUAAAGUAAAGCAUAACAUUGAACAAGAGAUAUAUGCGGUUAAAGUAAUUAAGUUAUAUGACACUAAUGACGAUAAUGAACGACAAACAAUACUAAAAGAGGUUCAAAAUUUAGUGAAAUUGCGGUCAGAAUAUGUGGUGAAUUACCGCAACUCAUGGCUGGAAGACAAUCGUCUUUACAUUCAAAUGGAUUAUUAUUUACAAACUCUUCAGACAAUUCUCGACACAAAACACAUUGUCUUCGGGAGAGAAGCGGAAGACCCGAUGGAUUGCAUCGAGUAUUUCAUAUGUUGUGAAAUAUUUAAAGAGCUUUUAGAAAGUGUACAAUAUUUACACGAAUUGUGUCCACCGGUUAUCCAUCGGGAUCUCAAACCGGCAAAUGUGUUGAUAUCAGUGAAUAAUAUUAAUAAUCGAUUCAUAAAACUCUGUGAUUUUGGUUUGGCUACCGAUCACAUAAACACAUCCAUUGGCCACACCUCUAAUGUGGGAACCCAUGCAUAUAUGGCACGCGAAAUACAUCAGCGCCGGUAUAACAUUAAGGUAGACAUCUAUAGCCUGGGAGUGAUCGCAAUGAAUUUGUUUGUGUUAUUCAAUAGUCAAUGCCAUACAAUCGGCCGACUAGUGGUCGAGUACUCGACGAUUACAACUACUGGUCAGUCGAUAAACAAA
Messenger RNA from Medioppia subpectinata, 753 nucleotides. The record is from the annotation of a GenBank genome assembly. Lineage: Eukaryota; Metazoa; Arthropoda; Arachnida; Sarcoptiformes; Oppiidae.